AUGGCGGCGCUGCGUGAUCGGGAUUUCACCACGGCGCGGGCGCGGGCGCGGGCGCGGGUGACGGCUGGGGACGACGCGGCGGCGGCGGAGGACGCGCGGGCGCGGGCGGAGGGGGAAGCGGAGGCGUUGCGGGCGAGAAAUGAGGCGGAGUUGGUGCAUAAGGGGACGCUGAGUGUGCCGAGAAGACCGACGUGGACGCGGGAGAUGACGGCGGAGGAUGUGGACGCGAACGAGCGGAGAGGCUUUUUGGAGUGGCGACGGGCGCUCGCGGCGGUGGAGGAGGAUGAGCGGUGCGAGUUGACGCCGUUCGAGAAGAAUUUGGAGAUUUGGCGGCAGUUAUGGCGCGUGUGCGAGCGAUCGGACGUCGUGGUGCAGGUGGUGGACGCGCGGGAUCCGUUGUUUUAUCGGUGCGAGGAUUUGGAGGAGUACGUCAAGGAGCUCAAUCCGGGCAAAUCGACGAUGCUGUUGCUGAACAAGGCGGAUCUGCUCAGUAGAGAGCUUCGCAGGGCGUGGGCGGAGUAUUUUGAUUCGCGAGGGAUCAAGUUUUUGUUCUGGUCCGCAAAGGCGGCGUACGAGGAGAUUGAGGCGGAGCAAAUCGCGGCCAAGGCGGAACAAACCGCGCGAGACCUCGAAGACACGCGACGAAGGUUAGAGCUCGAUGAGGGUGACGCGUCGGACGAUGGCGACUCCAUGGAAAUCGCGGAAGAAAUUCGCUCCAAGGCUGAGGCCGCGCGCAGGGCGGCGGAGGCGCACGCGGACGUUUUGAAGUCGAUGCAACACGACGAAUCGGACGCCGCGGAUCCGGCGCACAUUUCCUCUCGAGCCGAGCUAUUGGAAAUUUUGCAAAAGCGCGCCGAAGAGGCGGUCCAGACCAUGGGCGCGACGCGCGUGCAACGUCAAGGUGCUCAAGCGCACCGAGUCGUCGUCGGUAUGGUGGGCUACCCGAACGUCGGAAAGUCGAGCACGGUGAACGCAAUCGUCGCGUCGAAGAAGACAGCCGUAAGCGCGACGCCGGGUAAGACGAAGCAUUUUCAAACGCUCGAGCUCGGGGACGAUCUGCUUCUCGCCGACUGUCCGGGUCUUGUGUUUCCAUCGUUCUCCACCUCCAAGGCGCACUUGGUGUGCAACGGUGUGAUUCCCAUCGAUCGAUUGACGGAUGUCUUCCGUCCCAUUGAAAUCAUCGCCGAACGAAUUCCGCGAGACACCAUCGAGCACGUGUAUAACAUGAAGCUUCCCUUGCCGGCACUUCAUGAGGAUCAAAACAGAAAUCCAACUGCGCGCGAGCUUCUGCGCGCAUACUGCGCUGCGCGAGGUUACACUGUUCAGGGUAACAGACCCGACGAGCAGCGCGCCGGUCGAGCCGUGCUGAAGGAUUACGUCAGCGGCAAGCUGCUCUAUUGCAUCGCUCCGGAAGGAUACGAGGGUCCACUUGGAGCGUCACGUAUGGGCGAAGAUGCGAUGGCGGGUUAUGGCGCUGGUGCGAUCGUCGCGCGCGAGACGGCAGAUGAUAUAGGAUCCGCGGGCGUGGAGGCGGACGACGCGCUCGCCUCCGCCGUGCUUGACGACAUGAUGGCCACUCUCGGACUGUCGAAGAAGAAGGGCAAAGAGCGCAUGCGUGCGGAGCACAAGUACCAAAAGAAAGGAAAGAAAGAAAAGGGACGAGUGAAGAACAAGAACGCCGGCGUGAAUACCACGGCUGGCGGGCAAGGCUUCUUGACCGGAAAACGAGGCGGCAUGCUUCCAGCCCACCUCCAAGCAAACGUCAGAAGCGCCAUUGGCGACGACUAG
Messenger RNA from Ostreococcus tauri, 1788 nucleotides. Its product is annotated as P-loop containing nucleoside triphosphate hydrolase. The transcript has a single exon. Bases 1 to 1788 code for a protein of 595 amino acids. Gene Ontology annotation, cellular component: cytosol. Gene Ontology annotation, molecular function: GTPase activity; GTP binding. NCBI's taxonomy places the organism in Eukaryota, Viridiplantae, Chlorophyta, Mamiellophyceae, Mamiellales, Bathycoccaceae. The record is from RefSeq and is a predicted model, not a curated record.